AUGGGCGACAAUGAAAUCGCACCUUCCUUGAAUGAACUGGAGUACAUGCUGUCAACGGAGGUUGAUUUGCUUGAGGACGUUGAGGAUAAUGCCCAUCUCUGGUUGCUGCAUUCCAUGUUAAUGAGGCUAGCACCCCUUCUAAUGGAAGUCGAGAGAAAGCAAAGCAAAGAGUUCAUGAAGGAAAGAAAAGAAGCCAUGGAUGAAGUCAUAACCCUAGCCCAUGAUGCUGAAGAUGUUGCUGAUUCGUAUUUGGACGCUAUAAAAAGAAAAGAUUCGCGGACGAAAGAAGCUCGAAUGGUUGGAAGCCAAAUUAAGAGGUUGGUGGAAAGACUCAAGAGACUACAUGCGAGGAUCGUUGAAUCCUGUACUACUUGUGCGGCCACUUCCUCAUCAAAGAGGCCAUUGACAACAACGACAGAGGAUGGAGAGGAUGAUGAGGAUGAUGUGGUAGUAGGCCUGGAAGAUGAGGUAAAGAGGAUGAUGGAUCUGCUGCUGCUCAAAGAUUUUGAUGAGGAGGAUGCUCGGCGUGUCAUCGUCAUUCCCGUGGUUGGGGCUGGAGGUAUGGGGAAGACAACUCUUGCUCGAAAAGUUUAUAAUGAUCGAAACAUUAAGGAACACUUUCCUUGUCGUUUAUGGAUUCACGUAUCUAGCGACUACAAGAUGGAAGAGUUGUUGCAGGACAUCAUAAAGCAGAUCCUCAUCAAUGAUGACGAGGAGGAGAGAAAGAAGAUGAGCCUUAAAGAUUUGGCCAUUGAAAUCUACAAGCUCCUGAAGACUACUCCGACCAGGUACCUUGUUGUUUUUGAUGAUGUUUGCACAAUCCAAUUCUGGGCUGACAUUCAUAUGCUCUUCCCCAACAACAAAAACAAAGAAGGUGAAGGUGGUGGUGGUGGUUGGAAGUAG
This is a messenger RNA of Macadamia integrifolia, 903 nucleotides long. RefSeq names its product putative disease resistance RPP13-like protein 3. The coding region runs from base 1 to 903 and encodes 300 amino acids. The transcript has a single exon. The record is from RefSeq and is a predicted model, not a curated record. Lineage: Eukaryota; Viridiplantae; Streptophyta; Magnoliopsida; Proteales; Proteaceae. Gene Ontology annotation, molecular function: ADP binding.